CUGAGGCGAUGGACAUUAGAACAAGAUAAGGGCUACUCAAUGCAAUGGCUGGAAAAGUGGGGAAAAGAAUGGAUGCUCUUUUGAUUCCUCUCGAGUUAUUAUCAUGUGUUUCUCGAACCGAAUUUUCUGACAAAAAAGCUUACAUAAGAUGGCAAAAGAGACAAUUGAAUAUGUUGGAGGAAGGACUUGUGAAUCACCCAGUUGUGGGAUUUGGAGAAUCUCGUCGCAAAGCAAGUGAAAUGAGGAUUCUAUUGGCAAGAAUUGAAGAAUCUGAGUCAUUUGCACCUUCUGUGGGUGAACUUCAAUGCAUAGAAUGUUUGAGAUCUCUAAGGGAGAUUGCCAUUGCACUUGCAGAGAGGCCAGCUCGUGGUGACUUAACUGGUGAAGUAUGUCAUUGGGCAGAUGGGUAUCAUUUGAAUGUCAGAUUAUAUGAGAAACUUCUUUCCAGCAUUUUUGAUGUUCUAGAUGAGGGGAAACUAACUGAGGAAGUGGAAGAAAUACUUGAACUUCUAAAGUCAACGCGGCGUAUCUUGGGAAUAACAGAGACUAUUCAUCACACCUGUUAUGCAUGGGCGCUAUUCCGCCAGUUUGUGAAAGCAAAAUUGCUGAGAACAACUUGGUUGGGAAUAUUUUACAUGUGCAUACCUACAGGAAUUGCCCUUGGUUAUGUUUAUGGUGGAUGGGUAAAUUUGGCAAGAGAACAGGUUCUAUUGAAGAAAAAAGAACCCUUUAGAGUAGCACUUGUUGAUUUGAAGCUUGUGGAUCAAGAAUCUAUUCACCUUAAUCAUCCUCUUGGAGGAGAGUAUGCAGGGAGUAUAAAUGAGUAUGCCCAACGUACUUUUUCAACCCCGUUUUCCCCUUGCUUUUAG
Lactuca sativa (garden lettuce) is the source of this 869-nucleotide messenger RNA. Its product is annotated as protein unc-13 homolog. NCBI's taxonomy places the organism in Eukaryota, Viridiplantae, Streptophyta, Magnoliopsida, Asterales, Asteraceae. The record is from RefSeq and is a predicted model, not a curated record.